Messenger RNA from Trachemys scripta elegans, 2002 nucleotides. It is a transcript of the gene SRP72, whose product is annotated as signal recognition particle 72. Gene Ontology annotation, cellular component: signal recognition particle, endoplasmic reticulum targeting. Gene Ontology annotation, molecular function: protein binding; 7S RNA binding; ribosome binding. Gene Ontology annotation, biological process: SRP-dependent cotranslational protein targeting to membrane. Lineage: Eukaryota; Metazoa; Chordata; Testudines; Emydidae. The record is from RefSeq and is a predicted model, not a curated record.
UGUUGCAGAUCAACAAGGAUGAUGUGACUGCCCUUCACUGCAAAGUGGUGUGUCUCAUUCAGAGUGGAAGCUUCAAGGAAGCCCUAAGUGUAAUCCACACCCACACCAAAGUGUUAACCAGUGACUCUAUCACCUUUGAGAAGGCGUACUGUGAGUACAGGUUGAACAGAAUUGAAAAUGCCCUGAAGACCAUUCAGAGUGCCAGCCAGCAGACAGACAAACUGAAGGAGCUGCAUGGACAAGUGUUGUAUAGGUUGGAGCGCUAUGACGACUGCUUAGCCGUGUAUCGGGAUCUCAUCCGGAACUCCCAAGACGACUAUGAAGAAGAAAGGAAAACCAACCUUUCUGCAGUGGUUGCAGCGCAGAGCACAUGGGAGAAAGUGGAGCCAGAAGAUCUGGGCCUCCAAGAAGCUACCUAUGAGCUGUGUUAUAAUGCUGCAUGUGCACUGAUUGGGCAAGGCAGGCUGAACGAGGCAAUGAAAAACCUACAGAAAGCAGAAGAUCUGUGUCGCCAGUCGCUUUCAGAAGACUCUGAUGUGACUGAGGAAGACAUUGAGGCCGAGUUGGCCAUUAUUCACGGUCAGAUGGCCUAUAUCAUGCAAUUACAGGGGCGUACAGAGGAUGCUCUCCAGCUUUACAAUCAAAUCAUCAAAUUAAAGCCGACAGACGUGGGAUUGAUUGCUGUCAUUGCAAAUAACAUCAUCACUAUUAACAAGGACCAAAAUGUCUUUGACUCAAAGAAAAAGGUGAAAUUGACCAAUGCAGAAGGCGUGGAGCACAAACUCUCCAAGAAACAGCUCCAGGCCAUCGAAUUCAACAAAGCUUUACUGGCUAUGUACACCAAUCAGGCAGAUCAGUGCCGCAAGCUGUCAGCAAGUUUACAGUCCCAGAACCCCGAGCACCUGCUCCCGGUGCUAAUCCAGGCUGCCCAGCUCUGUCGAGAGAAGCAGCAUGCGAAGGCAAUAGAGCUGCUCCAGGACUUUGCGGAGCAGAGCCCUGCCGACUCGGCGCAGAUCAAGCUGACGAUGGCACAGCUGAAAAUCGCUCAAGGCAGCGUCACCAAAGCAUGCAUCAUUCUGAGGAGUAUAGAAGAGCUGAAGCAUAAGCCAGGCAUGGUGUCUGCGUUAGUGACGAUGUACAGUCAUGAAGAAGACAUUGACAGUGCUAUUGAGGUCUUCACGCAAGCUAUCCACUGGUACCAGGAAUACCAGCCAAAGUCUCCAGUUCACUUGUUGCUGAUAAGGGAAGCAGCCAACUUCAAGCUGAAGUACGGGAGGAAGAAGGAAGCGAUCAGCGACCUGGAAGAGCUGUGGAAGCAAAACCCAAAAGACAUUCAUACUCUGGCCCAGCUCAUCUCCGCGUACUCCCUGGUAGACCCCGAGAAGGCGAAGGUCCUUAGCAAACACUUGCCCUCGUCGGACACAAUGUCUUUGAAAGUAGACGUGGAUGCGCUUGAAAACUCCCCUGGGGCUACGUAUGUUCGGAAGAAAGGCGGAAAGCUCACGGGAGAGAACCAGCAGAAAGAGCAAGGGCAAGGGGAUGUAAAGAAAAAGAAGAGGAAAAAGAAGGGAAAACUGCCUAAGAACUAUGAUCCCAAGGUGACCCCGGACCCUGAGCGGUGGCUGCCGAUGCGAGAGCGCUCCUAUUAUCGCGGCAGGAAGAAGGGCAAAAAGAAGGAUCAGAUUGGAAAGGGAACCCAGGGAGCAACGACAGCUGGCACGUCUGAGCUGGAUGCCAGUAAGACAGCAAGCAGCCCGCCUACCUCCCCACGGCCUGGCAGCACCACAGCCACGGCCUCUGCAGCCACGAGUAACAUGAUCCCCCCCCGGCACCAGAAACCUGCUGGCGCUGCAGCAACCAAGAAGAAGCAGCAGCAGAAGAAGAAGAAAGGAGGCAAGGGAGGCUGGUGACGAGAGCGGCUGCCGAGCUGGCCAUGUGAGGGACUGGAGCUCUCUGCUGUAAAGUGCUGAGAACAGAAUAAAGGUCAGAGUAAGAAGCAGCA